AUGUCCCAAGUCUCCACUGCCAGCACUCCAGGCAUAAGUAAGCCGGGCUCUCAAUAUGUCCAUCCAAUGCGUCUCGCCCCACGUGCAUAUACUCCUCCAUUAAACCAAUCGUGUCAAGCCUCAGUGUUUGGGAGCGAGGAUUCCCCUAGGGAUCUCUCAGCGGGGAGCAAUUCCUCGACGCAGUUAGGGUCCGAGGUUUUCUAUACAUCAGUGCGGGCCAAUUCGAGCAAGACUCCACGAUUGUCAUUGCAGACACAUGAUAGUUCUUCCACAAGAUCACCUGGAGUCUCUCAGACCAACAUAACCGGCCGCUCAUCUUUUGGAUACUCGAGAGACAAUGGAAGCACUUUAGACACAACGUCCCCAGUAUCUAGAUCAUCCUUGGAUUUUGUUUUUCGAUCUAAGACACGGACCAGUAUGGAUCCAGUGGCUCGGGCAGCUACGGUACAAGCAGCACGUCAGGCGUUUGAAGAGAAAGAAGCAGCUAAAACAUGGAGGUUCGAAGCGCAGCAGAUGAAGGCGGAAGAAAAACAAACAAAGCAGAGGGAAAAGCAGCAUUGGCGAGCACGGACGACAGACGACGAUUCAACUUGGACAGACCGGGAGAAUGAGGUCCCUGAGAAGCCACAGCUUCCACCAAUUUCAGAUUCGGGUCCAAACACUUGGAAAUCACAACCUAAAAACACAUGGGUACUCUUUCUAACAUGGCUACGUACCAGAAUCUUCAAGUUGCGGAGAAGGAUUGGGAAAUUAGCGUGA
Messenger RNA from Aspergillus ibericus CBS 121593, 759 nucleotides. RefSeq lists its product as uncharacterized. The transcript has a single exon. Bases 1 to 759 code for a protein of 252 amino acids. The record is from RefSeq and is a predicted model, not a curated record. Lineage: Eukaryota; Fungi; Ascomycota; Eurotiomycetes; Eurotiales; Aspergillaceae.